Messenger RNA from Sitophilus oryzae (rice weevil), 1699 nucleotides. RefSeq names its product probable ATP-dependent RNA helicase DDX49 (gene Dbp45A). NCBI's taxonomy places the organism in Eukaryota, Metazoa, Arthropoda, Insecta, Coleoptera, Curculionidae. The transcript has 8 exons. The record is from RefSeq and is a predicted model, not a curated record. The coding region runs from base 253 to 1635 and encodes 460 amino acids. Gene Ontology annotation, molecular function: ATP binding; nucleic acid binding; RNA helicase activity.
AUAAGAAUUCGGUUUCUUGGCGCGAAACGUGAAUGUUGAAGGUCGAAUGUCUAUCCACAGAAUAAUCCUUCUUCUUCCCCGAUUGACAGAUAUCAGCUGGGUGGCGAUUCAAGGUUGCUACUCUCCUCCCGUGGAGCCAACCAAUCUGUGGCGGGCACUUGCUACCUUCGGAAGUCUGCCACAAUACUAUAAAGAUAAGGAUAUUUCGAUUCCUAUCUUCCUGCACUAAAAAUUGGAAAAAUCAGAAAAAAUAUGGAGAUUGAAAGAAAGUUGAGUUUUGGCGAAUUAAAGUUACAAAAAUGGAUUAUUAAACAAUGUUACUCGAUAGGAAUAAAAAGUCCUACAUCUAUACAGUCAAACUGUAUACCCAAAAUUUUAGAAGGCAGAGACUGUAUUGGAGCUGCGAAGACUGGUAGUGGAAAAACAAUGGCAUUUGCAUUACCUAUUGUUCAGAAGUUAUGUGAAGAUCCAUAUGGAAUAUUUGCAUUAGUUUUGACUCCAACUAGGGAGUUAGCUUAUCAAAUAGCAGAUCAAUUUACCAUUAUUGGAAAACCAAUGAACUUGAAAACUUGUGUAGUAGUUGGUGGAAUGGAUAUGGUGGAACAAGGAAGAUUACUCUCACGAAGUCCUCAUAUUGUAGUGGGAACACCUGGUCGAUUAAGUGAUCACUUAGAAAGUUGUAAUACUUUUACAUUAUCUAAAAUAAGGUUUUUGGUACUAGAUGAAGCCGAUAGAUUACUGGGUGGACAUUUUGACGAACAAAUAAAAGUUAUAUUCUCUGCACUGCCUAAAGCACGCCAAAAUUUAUUUUUUUCCGCCACUAUUACGGACACAUUAAAUAUAUUAAAAAGUACAAUAGGUGGUGAAGUAUUUUUAUUUGAAGAUAAGAACCAAGGUGAUGCAGCAACUGUGUCAGAACUUAAGCAGCAAUAUUUAUUAUGCCCUAAAGAUGUCAAAGAUGCAUAUUUAGUUGAACUGCUAAGAGAUUAUAGGACAAAAAAUGAAAAUGGAAAUAUUAUGAUUUUUACAGACACUUGUAAAAAAUGCCAGGUUUUGUCUAUUACAUUAAAUGAAGUAGGUAUAGACAAUGUAGCCCUCCAUGCAAUGAUACCUCAGCAACAAAGAUUGGCAGCUUUAAACAGAUUUAAAAAUAAUACUGUUAAAAUACUUAUAGCAACAGAUGUUGCUAGUAGAGGUCUUGAUAUUCCCACAGUCCAAUUAGUUGUUAACCAUAAUGUACCAAAAGUACCAAAAGAGUAUAUUCAUAGGGUUGGUAGAACAGCAAGAGCAGGUAGAGGUGGUUAUGCUGUAACACUAGUUACACCUUAUGAUAUAAAAUUACUGAAAGCUGUAGAAGAUCUAAUUAAUGUUAAAUUAACCGAAUUAAAAAUUAAUGAUAAAGAAGUUGGGAAAAUUUUUACACAAGUUUCAGUUACUAAGAGUGAAGCGUAUAUUAAAUUAGAUGAAACUGAUUUUUAUGAGAAGAAAUUGACAAAUUUAAGGAAAAAAUGGAUUUUGGAAGGUUUAGACCCGGAGGAAGAGGAACAGAAAUUAUUUAAAAAAGGAAAAAUAGAUAAAAAACAGAAGAAAACAACAAAGAAGAAAAAAAUAAAGGCAAAAUCUCUGAAAUUGUGACAUUAAAUUAAUUGUUGAUUUUUUUUUACUACAAUGAAAAUAAUAUAUGUAUUUUUAAUUAUUA